GUAUCAACUGUCAACAUCAAUCGACAAGGAAAUUUUCUCUGCGUCCUUCUGGUCGAAGUUGUUUCAGUAGUGUGUAAAAGUGUCACUAUCUACAGAAAAUAGAACAAUCCGAACCUACCAAAGAUGAUUGGAAACCUGGCAAAGCUAUCGUACGUCCGCGGUGUCUCGCAGACCGUUGCCAGUGGUGUCAAGGCAGCAGCAGUGCCCGUCAAACUUGAACCCAAAACGGUAGUUGCAGGUCAGACCCCUAUUGUAGCCAGCUCGCCGAACUGCUCACUUCCACGAAACGUUGUCCGAGUUGUUACCGGAAUCGCAGCUACUGGACAAAUUCGACUGGCCCAUACUGACAUCCGAGUGCCAGAUUUCUCUGAAUACCGUCGUGAACAAGUGAAACGCCCCAAUGCUAAGAAUACUUCAGCUGAUGAGCGUGCUGCAUUCACCUACCUUAUGGUGGGAGGUGCUGCCGUGAGUACGGCUUACGUCGCAAAAGCGAUGGUGUCCACUUUUGUAUCAUCGAUGAGCGCUUCGGCCGAUGUGUUGGCUAUGGCUAAAAUCGAAAUCAAGCUGUCCGAUAUACCGGAGGGCAAGUCUGUUACCUUCAAAUGGCGUGGCAAGCCACUGUUCAUCCGUCACCGAACGGCUGCCGAAAUUGCUACCGAACAGGCGGUCGCCACGGCCACACUGCGCGAUCCUCAGACUGAUGGGGACCGCGUCAAGAAUCCAGAGUGGCUCGUGGUUCUGGGUGUUUGCACUCAUCUGGGUUGUGUCCCAAUCGCCAACGCCGGCGACUUCGGCGGCUACUAUUGUCCCUGUCAUGGCUCCCACUACGAUGCAUCUGGUCGGAUCCGGAAAGGCCCUGCCCCACUAAAUCUCGAGGUGCCCCCCUAUGAGUUCCCGGAGGACAAUCUCUUGCUUGUCGGUUAAUCGAUGGGUGUGUUAAUCGAGAGAAACUCUUAAAUCAAUGUUUGGAUGAACGAACACUAGUAGAACAAGAUCGAUUGUGAAUUAAAAUCAUAGUCGAAAAACACA
Molecule: messenger RNA, 1029 nt
Organism: Toxorhynchites rutilus septentrionalis
Lineage: Eukaryota; Metazoa; Arthropoda; Insecta; Diptera; Culicidae
Gene: RFeSP
Product: cytochrome b-c1 complex subunit Rieske, mitochondrial
Exons: 4
Coding region: 124-924 (266 amino acids)
Biological process (GO): mitochondrial electron transport, ubiquinol to cytochrome c
Cellular component (GO): membrane
Molecular function (GO): 2 iron, 2 sulfur cluster binding; quinol-cytochrome-c reductase activity
Source: RefSeq, a predicted model, not a curated record